Oppiella nova is the source of this 585-nucleotide messenger RNA. Lineage: Eukaryota; Metazoa; Arthropoda; Arachnida; Sarcoptiformes; Oppiidae. The record is from the annotation of a GenBank genome assembly.
UUUCACAGUAUUUGCGAAAACGAUAGGAUCUCUCUUAUAAAGUAUGGAUUUCUCGAGUUAUUUAUUAUGCGAUCCGUUCCUAACUAUGACUGCAUUCACGAUAAUUGGACUUUCGUUAUGGACAACGAGAACUCAAUUACAGUAAACGUGGAGUUAAUGCGAUAUUUUCGGCGAAAUGUCAACCAUUGGUUCAAAAUAUUUUUUCACAGCAUAUGCCCACAACUGGACAACGAUCCCAUCGUAUUAAAUCUAUUAACGGCAAUCAUAUUAUUCACACCUAACCGGCCAAACCUCAUACACCACGAAGCGGUCAUACUACAGCAACAGAUAUACACGUAUUUACUGAAGAGAUACCUACUGUUGAGGUACGGGAGGGACAGUGAGUCUGAGGACAAACUGCGCAAACUGUUGGACACAUUGCCGGCGCUGAAGGAGGUGUCCGAUCGGCACCGGAAGAACUGCGAAGAGACUGAUCCCGAAGUCGUUCCCUUCCGGCUGUUGAGGGAGUUAUUUGAUCUCAAGUCUAGAGGAGACAAACAGGGGGACAGGGAUCACAAUAUACACCAUAAUUUGCUCGUAAAUUAA